GGCGGCAAAGUUUCCCCGGUUCAGUGUUGACUUGUGUAGACGACGUACAUUGCUGGCACCAGCUUUACUUAAAUUUAUCAAUCCAAUCUGAUAAACCUUAAUAAUUUAAAUAAGUGUAUUUUAUAAAUCGUGCUGUGUAAUUUUGCGCCAUAUGAGGACCGCGAUUUUUAAUUUCAAACUAAAUUCCUAUUCUUCCUCUUCUUUUUCUUCUUAAAUUUCUCCCACUACAAAUGGCGGGCUUUCAAAAUAUCGUGGUAAUUUUUAUAGGAAUACUUACAGUAGCAGCCGCUAUUUCUUAUGACGAAGUCCUCAGCGACGCACUUGGAGAUGCUCUGAAUGACGAUGAGUUUGCAAUAAGUUUAAAACAUUUGAAAUUCAAAAAAAGUGAACAUGGAGGUACGGAAACGCUGAUUGCUGCUAAAUAUCCAGAUCCAAAUACUAAAUUUAUUUUUAUGCUUGACCGGCGUACCAACACAAUACUGCUGGAAAUUGUUGAAGAAGGAAAAAAAGGAAGGCAAGAUUUUCAAGUGGGCAGUCUUAAUGUAACCCAUCCAAUAAAAAGUAUUAUAUUUCUUGUCCAUCAAAAUAAAGAAAACUCGCGAGUCGACGUUUAUGUUAAUUGCAACAAUCAAGGCGCUAUUCCGAUCAGAAAAACACUGAGAGAUGUUUUCAAUGAGGGAACAGAUUCUGUAUUUCGAGUGUACAAAGAGAGAAAGUAUCAUACGAAAAUACACAAAAGCUCGGAAAUUUCGGAAUUAUGGGAACGAGAAGGCUGCCGCACAAAUCUUGAGGAUGUUGAGUACAAAACAAAUCACAGCACGACUAUUUCCCGUGUCCGUCGACGUGGAGACAUUGGAAUCCAUACAAUUGACGAUUUAAAUUGUAUUGGAGAGGGAACUCUCAUAAAAACUCUCAACGAACUAAUAGAAGUUACUAAAAAAAUUUGGAGCGAAGUAGAAAAAAAUACUGAAGAAACUCGAUUUAUAAGGAGAUUAAUUGAAGAGUGUGCGGCUUGCCGUCCAGGAUUUCACGUCGUGGCCACAACAACACCAGCACCACCACCACCACCUCCACCGCGGCCAUCAUGUAGACAUCAAAGUCCAUGUUACCCAGGUGCCCAUUGUCGUGAUACUGAAGGAGGUCCUGAGUGUGUGGGAUGUCCUCAAGGAUACAUUGGAGAUGGUCGGCAUUGCCAGAGAGUUAAAACAUGUAGUGACAAUCCUUGUUUCCCGGGGGUAAGAUGUCAAAAUACAAGAAGUGGAUACAGAUGUGGACAAUGUCCGUCUGGGUACACUGGAAAUGGAGAACACUGCCAGCGAGUAAGAGGCUGUGACUUGAAUCCCUGCCAUUCCGGAGUAACCUGUCAUCCAACUCAAGAGUAUCCGUACUACAAGUGCGGCGCGUGUCCUGAAGGCUACACCGGAAAUGGGACCAAGUGCCAGGACAUUGACGAGUGCGAUCUGACUCAGCCCUGCGACCCAAGAUCUCAGUGCAUCAACAUCUCCCCAGGAUACAGAUGUCGACCCUGCCCCUCGGGAUUCACUGGAUCCGAGUCCGAGGGUAUUGGAAUCGAGUUCGCUCUCAGGAACAAGCAGAUCUGCCAGGACAUUAACGAGUGCGAUGAUGGACGAAAUGGAGGCUGCGUCCCAAAUUCAGAGUGCAUCAACACCAAGGGGUCAUUCAGAUGUGGAUCAUGCAAAAUAGGAUUUGUUGGCAAUCAAACUGUUGGAUGUCGUCCAGCACACAAUAUAUGUCCUGACAGAAUAACUGUGUGCGAUGAAAAUGCUGAUUGUAUUUGCAUUGCUGUUAAUCAAUACACUUGUCAAUGCCAUAUUGGCUGGGCAGGCAACGGAGUAAAGUGUGGAGUUGAUUCUGAUAGCGAUGGGCAUCCAGAUGAGGAACUGAUACUUGAAAACCAUGAAAUAAUUCCGGCAGAUAAUUGUAGAUAUGUACCAAAUAGCGGACAAGAGGACUCUGAUAACGAUGGCUACGGUGAUUCUUGUGAUGAUGACUCUGAUAAUGACGGUGUACUCGAUUCCUCAGACAACUGCCCGUUUCAUCACAAUCCCAAGCAAGAAGAUACUGAUCGGGAUGGUCCUGAUGGGCGUGGUGACGCCUGCGACAAUUGUCCGUCGAAAUUUAAUACCGAUCAGAGAGAUACUGAUGGGGAUGGUAUUGGUGAUGCUUGUGACAAUGACAAGGACAAUGAUGGAAUAUUGGAUGAUGACGAUAAUUGUCCGAUGAAGGAAAAUCAAGAUCAGCGUGACUCUGACGGUGAUGGGGUUGGAGAUGCUUGCGACAACUGUCCAGCCAUUCCCAAUCGCAACCAGGAAGACGAGGACAGAGACAGAGUUGGUGAUGCCUGCGAUGACGGUCAUGACAGAGACAAAGACGGGAUUCAAGAUAAUAUUGAUAACUGUCCGGAUAUUCCAAAUUCUGAGCAAACGGACUCUGAUCAUGACGGCAUUGGUGACGAGUGUGAUGAUGAUGCUGACAAUGACGGCGUGCCCAAUCAUUUUGACAAUUGUCGGUUUGUUUACAAUCCAUUGCAAGAAAAUUCACGAGGAGGCGGAUUUGGUGACGCUUGUUGGGAUGAUAAUGACAAUGACACUAUCAUAAAUAUACGUGAUAAUUGUCCGAAUAAUAGUCAAGUAUGGACGACUGAUUUUCGUAAAUAUGAAAUAAUCGCACUGGAUCCAGAAGGCGAAGCCCAAAUAGAUCCCAAGUGGCAGAUUCAUCACAACGGAGCUGAAAUUGUUCAAACUCAAAAUAGUGAUCCUGGAAUAGCUGUCGGAUUUGACAGUUUUACUGGAGUUGACUUUGAAGGAACUUUCUACAUUAAUACGGAAAUAGAUGACGACUACGUCGGUUUUGUGUUUUCAUAUCAAAACACACACAGAUUUUACUCAGUGAUGUGGAAAAAAAAUACUCAAACUUAUUGGCGUGCUACUCCAUUCCGUGCAGUUGCUGAGCCGGGAAUUCAAUUGAAACUCAUUGACUCAGAAACAGGUCCCGGUAAAAUAAUGCGGAAUAGUUUGUGGCACACUGGAGACACAAAUAAUCAAGUUAAAUUACUGUGGAAGGAUCCAAGAAAUGUCGGCUGGAAGGAGAAGACUUCUUACAGAUGGCAACUGAUACACAGACCCAGUAUUGGACUGAUAAGACUCUGGAUCUUUGAAGGGCCACGUCUGAUUGCCGACUCUGGGAACGUCUUCAACUCAGCCCUCAAGGGCGGACGUCUCGGGGUCUUCUGUUUCUCUCAGGAAAUGAUUAUUUGGUCAGACUUACUUUACAAGUGUAAAGAGAGUGUACCUGAAGCCGUCUGGCGCGAAUUGCCCUCAAAUUUACAAUCUAAAAUAAACAUCGACCCAAGUAAUCCUAAAAUAUCGAGGCUCCAACGGCCUCUACACGACUAAACAAUAAUAUUUAAUAAUUUAACAAAUUAAUAUAUACAUUAAAUAAUAAUAAUAAUUAUAUAUAUAUAUUUUUUUUAUAUUAAAAAAUAAAUAAAUGAUGUAUAAUUAUACUAAUCAAUCAACAGUAUCCUAAAAAUAUUUGUAAAAUUUUAAUUCUAUCGAGGAUAAAUUAUUUCAAUUACGCACAAGCUAAUGUCUUUUAUUUAGUGACUUUAUUGCGCAUAAUAUUAAAUUUUAAUUAUUUAUUGUGGCCAUUGAUAAAUGAUAAUAUAUAUAUAUAUAUAUAUAUAUCGACAAUUAAAUCAAUGAAUGAAUUAAUUAUGUAACGACUUUAUUAAUGAAAUUGAUAUAAGCAGUCUUCUUACAAUCUUGCUCCCUUGCAGCUUGGAAAUAUAUAUUUAAAUAUAUAUAUAUUUAAAAUAAUAAAAUACAGAAUCAGUCAUUUUGUAAUUGAUAACAAUCAUUAAUCGAAACUAAAUAAAUCGCUAUGUCAAUAAUUAAUUCCGAUACGAUAUCACGGGAAAAUUCGGUUUCUUAUCUACGUCAAUUGAAAUAUAUUUUUUAUUUUCAUUACUCUAUUAUUAUUAUUUUUAAUAUUAAUCCGUAUAACAUAUAAACAUUUCCUAACUACAAUAAAUUAUUAUUAUUAUUAAGUAAUUAUUAAUAAACUUAUUUAUUUACACUAUUGAAAUAGUUGAUUACAAGAGUUCUAGACAUUGAAAAUACUAGGGUCGAAAAAAUUUACGAAAUUUCUAUUAAUUUUUUUUUUUCAAUACUUAACUAUUUAAUAAAUCCGGGUUUUAUGAUAAAAAUCUGUGCAUUUUUCGUAUGGCAGUGGUCACAAAUAAUUUUUAAUAAGGCAGUUGGGCAUCCUCAGACGCUGGAUUUGUUUUAAUAACUUUUUUCACCAUACCUGCACCGAAAGUUUAAAUUCCCCCGUGAAAAAAUAUUCUGAUCAGACUAUAUCAGGCCUGAUAUGGAAAUUGGCCAUAUCAGACUACAUAUGCUUUGAUAUAAAUUGUCUAUAAAAAAUUACAUCUGUAAAAGACCAAAUUUAUUUUAAAAAAAUAUGUAAAAAAUAAAUAUCAAUAAAUUUUUAUUGUGUAUAAAAAAAUCUAUCGUGUUCAACUUCCAUGACACAUCUUUUCGAAUACAAUUUGAGGUAACUUGAUAUUUUUAACCUCUAUAAAGGCUUAUCAAAUUAUAUCAAGUCUGAUCAGGAUUUUUAUUCACAGGUAUAUCAAUUUAUAUAUAUAUAUAUCAGACUAUAUAAAGUCAUAUCAAGUUAUAUCAAGCCUGAUCAGGGAUUUUUUUUUUAAGUAUAUCAAAGUAUAUAUAACUUUAUAAGGUUAUAUCAGGCCAUAUCAGGACCUAUUAGAAAUAAAUAUAACAUUAUAUAUGAGAUUAUCAAGCUAUAUCAAGUCUGAUAUAGACAUAUCAAAUUGAUAAGGCUUGAUCUGGCCUGAUAUGGCCAAUUUUCAUAUCAGGCCAGAUCAGGACCUAUCAAAAAUCAAAUAUGGACAUAUCAGAUCAUAUCAGGCCAGAUAUGAAUAUAUCAAAAAUUUUGAUAUGGCCUUAUCAGCUCAUAUCAAGCCUGAUCAGAAUAUUUUUUCACGGGCCUGCCCUGCUUAGAGGGAAGAAAGUCGUACUUUUCUCUGCUGAUAAAAUAAAGCGCAAGCGCCAUUAAUCAGAUGCAGAUCUGGUGAAAAAUAGUAUACAUCCCAUGGAGGAAAACAUGACGUCCCAAUCUGCGUGGAUUGGAAUUUCCUACUUUCCUUCCUUGGUGUGCAAUACACUAUUUUUUUUUUUCUGUUGAAAGACAACUUUGCGAUUGUGUCUCUCUCUUCAUCAGACUAAAACUGCACACGGACUUGUUGAGUCUAUACAAAUAUUUAAUAAAUCAAAGUAGUAAUACUAAUAAUAAUAAUAAUAAUAAUUUUAAUAAUAAUGUUAGGCAGACUGGUGUCCGUGGCAAUAUUGUCCAAGAAAGCCCAUCCACAGUUUAAAACAACGCCGACCCUAUUAUUAAUUAUUAAAUUAAACUAUUCGCAUAUUUAUUAAUUAAUUAAUUAAAAAACUUGAACUU
This is a messenger RNA of Microplitis mediator, 5502 nucleotides long. It is a transcript of the gene Tsp, whose product is annotated as cartilage oligomeric matrix protein. Gene Ontology annotation, cellular component: extracellular region. Gene Ontology annotation, molecular function: calcium ion binding. Lineage: Eukaryota; Metazoa; Arthropoda; Insecta; Hymenoptera; Braconidae. Gene Ontology annotation, biological process: cell adhesion. The record is from RefSeq and is a predicted model, not a curated record. The transcript is spliced from 15 exons. Bases 231 to 3416 code for a protein of 1061 amino acids.